CAUGGUUGAGCAAAUUUCAAAACUUAACCCUGGACUUCAACAAAUUGGAGACACUGCCACCGGAUGUGUUCAUAGCCCAUAAGUUAUUUGAUCUCUGGAUGGGAAACAACAACUUAAAGACAUUACCUGAAGAUCUGUUUGCCGGGCAAAAUCUGUUAAAAUAUCUACGUUUGGUUGGCAACCGUCUAGAAACACUACCUCGCAACAUAUUUCAUGGAUUGACCGUUUUGGAGGAACUGGACUUGUCCUACAACCAGUUGCAGAGGUUGCCAAGAGGUGUUCUCAGCACAAAUACUGAGCUAAAAAAAUUGGAUUUGUCAUACAACGGUAUUGAGCGUUUGCCCCUGGAUGUUUUCGGCAACCUCACUAAGUUGAAAAAGGUCUUUCUUUCCAACAACAAAAUUCAGCGUUUGCCACAUUUCAAAAAUCUCUCCGACAUUGAGACAUUAUACAUGGACAAUAACAGGCUCAAAGCUCUUUCCCCUGAUCAGUUCCAUGGCCUUUCCAAACUGAAAGACCUGGCUGUUUAUGACAACAACAUUGAACAUCUGCCACGUGAAGUUUUUAAAGACACCAAAAACAUGUCGUUCAUGAGCUUUUAUCUCAACAAAAUCCGCACAGUGACCAAUGAACAAUUCAAAGAUGUCGCACCAACCAUUCAAUUCCUGUACUUUCAUUACAACCAAAUGCGAGAGCUACCCAGAGGGUUUUUCUCGAAUAUGAAGAAAUUAAUAACAGCGACUGUAGACACCAACCUGAUGUGCUGUCACUUAACGAAAGAAGACGCAGAUUGCGAUUUUGUCUAUGUCGACAGCUUUGCCAGUUGUGAAACGAUGUUCAUGAAUCGAGCUCCCAAGACGUGUAUCUGGGUUAUUGCUAUCAUGUCUCUGGUUGGCGCUGUGUUUGUUAUCACAUGGAGAAUGAUCCACAGGGAGAAAGAUAUUGUACAGCCAAUCAUGUUAAUACACUUAGCAGUAUCUGAUGGCUUAAUGGGUGUUUACCUAAUCACCAUAGGUUAUAAGGAUGCCAUUUGGACGGGGCAAUAUUACUUGCAUGACUAUGAGUUGCGAUCAAGUUUGUCAUGGCAGAUAAACGGUGCAAUCGCUGUAUUAUCAAGCGAGGUGUCAAUAAUGCUUCUUUCUCUGAUCUCUGCUGACAGGCUUAAAAAUAUUGUGUUCCCUUUUUAUGUCGGUGGCCUAACCAACAAAGACACUCAUGCGUUGUGCUUUACUAUCUGGAUCAUCGGUUUCAUAAUUGCUUUUCUUCCCACUUUUGGCAUCCAGUAUUUUGAAGGCCCUGGAGGUCAUCACUUCUAUGGAAAAUCUGUUGUAUGUCUCCCACUUCAGCUCUCCCAUGAUAAGGCACUUGGUUGGGAAUAUUCUCUGGCUGUCUUUGUUGGCUUAAAUUUGGCUUUUUUGGCAUUUGUUAUUGUCGCUUACCUUAUAAUAGUUGUAAACAGAUGUCGGGUUCAGGCAAUGUCAGCCAACACCCAGCGAGAGACAGCUCUUGCCAAACGGGUGUUUUUCAUCAUCCUGACUGACUGCAUCUGCUGGAUGCCCGUUAUUGUGAUUGGACUAAGGUCCAUCGCGGAAAAGGCGUUCAGGACACGAGGAGAUCUUGCCGUAUGGAUCGCAGUGUUUGCUCUUCCAUUAAACUCCGCCAUCAAUCCAAUCCUAUACACCUUGUCCACCACACAGGUUCGAAACGUUCUCAAAGCAAAAUGGCAACAGCUGUGCAACUAUUUCAUGGCAAAGUGUACUCGAACCCAAACCAGAGAAGAUGUGAGAGAUCCGGGUCACGAUCAGGCUUUCGAGAUGAGGACUUUCGGAGCUGCUGGAAGGGAAGAGGGACCAGACAAAGAAGCCGAAGAAGAAACUUAAAAAGAGCAAGAGGAGGUCCACAAACAUGAUCACUCACGUGUGGAACACACUGGACCCCGAGAUACAUGUAAAGGGCAGCUGAACACAAUACAGAAAGAGCCUGCCAAGCCAGGACAGCCUGAAACUGAGCCUACCGAUCGCGACUCUACUGACAAGAUAACAGUACAGCCAAUGAAGACAGAGGCUGAAGAUCAUAAACAGACCCAGAAAGAUGUUGCAGAAAAUUCCAAAUAUGAAGAGCUACACACAGACUUUAAAGGAGAGCAAAAUCAAGAAGAUGUUGCCAAAGAUCACUCGAAGGCCGAAGGAACCGUAGCGGCUCCUCAAACCAACUCGGACGAGGAGGUUUACGUGAUAGUGUGGGAAACAGCUCUAUAAUCCGGAAAUCCACCUAGAAACGGCGACAGUGAUACUAAGUUCAAAAGUUGAAUUGUUUAAUCCAGGUCUCAUAUUUGAAACAUGGGUCUUCUUCACCCCUUAUAGCGAAUACGUAACCACAGCAGUUUGAAUCAGUGCUUCUCAUUGAUAACCGGUAGUAUACACUGUCAUUAAGUAUUCGCGAUAUAUUAAGAAAUCGUAAAAUAAUGUUUUAAGAAUCUCUUUAGACACUCAAGGGCACAGAUGAUUAUAGUGAAGUCCUGUGGAAUCUGGUACAACCUUUGAAAGAAACUAUGCAGAUUUCAAAGGCUCAUAGAGUUUGCAGGAGUGCUUUUAGUUACAGAGAUUAAAAUUUAAUACUCUUUUUUCAUCCGAAUAGUCGUUAUUCGUCGAUAUUUAACUUUUGAGUAGAUGGCCACAUUGAAUACCAGUGUUAAGCCAUUAAUCAUGUUUACUCAACCACACACCAUUCUAAGCUGGAUGUGAUGGCUCAUAUUCAUUUAUUCUGAUUUGUUGUAAAAUUAAUAUUAACAUAAAGUUUUGUAGAAGCUUGUGCAAAUGUAUGUAGACAGGGAAUCACAAUGCUAAACCUUAGAGCUGCCAUGCACAUUACUAAUGUGCCCAGAAGUACCAACAGAGAACCCCUUUAUGAAGA
This is a messenger RNA of Stylophora pistillata, 2913 nucleotides long. RefSeq lists its product as uncharacterized. The record is from RefSeq and is a predicted model, not a curated record. Gene Ontology annotation, cellular component: plasma membrane. Gene Ontology annotation, molecular function: G protein-coupled peptide receptor activity; protein binding. Lineage: Eukaryota; Metazoa; Cnidaria; Anthozoa; Scleractinia; Pocilloporidae. Gene Ontology annotation, biological process: hormone-mediated signaling pathway; activation of adenylate cyclase activity; adenylate cyclase-activating G protein-coupled receptor signaling pathway.